AACGUCCUGAACGGUGAAGAUUGAACGCCAACUUUAAAUUGGAUGAUGACCAAAGUCGUGAUUAGAAACUAGAGACAUGUAUUCGACUAGAGCAACCUGAAUGCAUCUGGACCAAAAGAGAAGAAGAAAGAUUGUUGGGAAAGAAAUGUGCAUGCUUCGAGGAUGGGAGAAGAGCCGCUGCGGACAGACUCAUUCCGCUGACGUCGAAGAAGGGAGAAGAUUGACGUGCGCUGGAGUUGUGCCUGACUGGGUUAGAGAAGAAACACAAGGAAUGAGGUACUGCCAGAGAUGCAUAUUGACCGAAUAUCUACCGACUAAGUAGGUUGAGGUGAUGAUAUGAUCUAAAUUCAGGAAGCGGUGGUGAUGGAUCCGGAGAUGAAUGGAGGAGUAUGGCAGGUCAUUAUUGGAGGAACAAGUGGGAGUGAGGCCACCGUCUCCGGAUAAAUCACUGGCGACGGCGUCGGAGGAAGCAGAAUGUAUUAGGUCACCAAGAGCGAAGGCUCCGAUACCAUGUAAAAAUAAUAAAGAAUGCUUUAUUGA
Molecule: messenger RNA, 540 nt
Organism: Cuscuta campestris
Lineage: Eukaryota; Viridiplantae; Streptophyta; Magnoliopsida; Solanales; Convolvulaceae
Source: the annotation of a GenBank genome assembly